Molecule: messenger RNA, 1764 nt
Organism: Adineta steineri
Lineage: Eukaryota; Metazoa; Rotifera; Eurotatoria; Adinetida; Adinetidae
Source: the annotation of a GenBank genome assembly
AUGGCAAAUAAUCCAAGAAAACUUAUUCGAUAUUUAAGUGAACAAUAUCAGAACUAUGGUUACAUUGAUGAACAAAGUAAUGAGAUGAAACAAUCGAUUAAAUCAACGUUCAAGAUUCCAAUGAAAAAUUUUCUUCGUCAAAUCUCAGUAGAAGUUAAAGAAAAAAUUGAUCGAUUAGAACAAGGAACACAGAUAGUUAAUAAAGUUUUACAACAAAAAUCGACAUUUACUUCUUUAAUAUCAACUGAUAAAGAUCAAGAAACAAAUCAACAUACAAUUAUUGAAACUGGUAUUACACAUCGUGAAAUGAAAAGUGGUAGUCAACGAUUACGAUGGAAUCUAUUAUUCAAUCUUCUAUUAUGGGUUAUUAUUCCACUUCCAAUCUGGAUUCCAUUUAUUUCAAAUCAAGUUGCUUUAUAUCUUUUACCAUCAAUGCAUGCUAUAUUUGUAUUGAUGUGGGUUGUUAUUACAAUAUUAGCUCUUCGAAAUGUUUUGAUCUUGUAUAUGAAUCGAUCACAAAGCUAUACAGAAAAAAUUGCUAAACUCGAAAAAAAGCCUAUUCGUCAUAUUGUUGCUAUUAGUUGUUAUAAAGAACCGAUUGAAUUAAUUGUUACAAGUGUACAAUCAGUAGCUAAUCAAACUGAAGUACAUCGAAUAACUUUGGUCAUAUCGUUUGAAGAGAAAACACCAGAUAAAGAAGAAAAAUGUAAAUAUUUACAAAAUAAAUUUGAACAUGCUGGUUUUGAACAAAUUAUAUUUACUAUUCAUCCACGUGGUUUACCAAAUGAAAUUCCUGGCAAAUGUUCGAAUUCAAAUUACGGCCUUCGAAUGGCUGUUAAUCAAAUGAAUAUUAUUAAUGAUGAUGAUAUGAAAAAUAUUUUAGUAACAACAUGUGAUGCUGAUUCAAAAUUUCCAUCAAAUUAUACUGCUGCAUUAACAUGGAAAUAUUUAGAAGAAAAACAACCAGCAUUAACAACAAUUUAUCAAUCACCAUUAUUUUACAAUUGGAAAUUAGAUAGUCUGUCAUUUAUAACACGUGUUACAGGACUUUUAAGAAGUUUAUUAAUGUUGGGUGCUUUAAUUCCAUUCAAUAUCAAUACGAUGAGUAUUUUUUCAUUUUCAUUAAGUCUCGCAAAAAAAGGUAAUUUUAUUCAUCCGGGUUAUCAAAUGGACGAUAUUAUUUGUUUAAUUCGAUGGAUGGGUGUUACUCAACAACGUCUUCGAAUUUCAAUGAUACCCGUGCCAGUCGUAAGUGGACCAACGUCAGGUGAAACAAUCGAAACUGAAAUUAUGGAAUGGGCAAGACAAGCACGGCGUUGGACUAUUGGAGCAGCAGAAGUCUUUCAUUAUUUUAUUAUUAAAGCAAAACAUAUACCAAAAAUAGCAGCAUUUUCAUGGGGUUUUGUUUUUAUUAUUUAUUAUGGAGUUCUUCUGUGUACUGCUGGUUUAUUUAAUUUUGCAUCAACAAUAUCAAUGUUAUUACUAGUUAAAAAUGUUCCACCAAUAAUUACUUACAUUAUGUAUGGCCUAUUUGGUCUACAAAUGUUAACAUUUCUAGUUGCAUUUAUAAUUGAUGCAAUUAUAGUUCGAUUAAUCAAUGUUCAUGAAUUUAUUUUUAUUCUUCGAAAUAUCUUUCAUUUCAUAUCAACACCAUUUGUUCUUGUAGCCUAUUCAUUAGUUGAACUUUAUGCAUUACAUGAAGUAGUCAUAUUCGGCAAAAAAGUGUGUAAACAUGGAGCAUCAGCAAAGAAUAUCUUAAACUAA